CCCGUCAACAUGCCCACAACCGAGAAACACCUGCCGCCGCUCCCGCUCAAGGGCGAGUCUGCCGGAAAGGCUAAGCCGGGAACGGUUGUAUGCUCCGGCCAAACAAUGGAUCCUGGCAACACUCAGAUUACACAUUUGAAGGGGCAGAUCAAGACCUUGCAAAAGAGAAUUGCGAUCCUCGAGGCCCUCAACUCGAAAUACCGCCAAAGGCUGGAGGGGCAGGAACGGCACACUGCCAAGGUUUUUGGUGCCAUUCGUUCGGCCAUCGAAACCUUUCAUGAGGAGGAAUUCGGGGGGCUCCCGAGCGAGCUGCAUGGCGACAUCGCGCCAGGGCCAUUCGACGAAGAUGAUUGGGUUUGA
Molecule: messenger RNA, 360 nt
Organism: Fusarium keratoplasticum
Lineage: Eukaryota; Fungi; Ascomycota; Sordariomycetes; Hypocreales; Nectriaceae
Exons: 1
Coding region: 10-360 (116 amino acids)
Source: RefSeq, a predicted model, not a curated record